CUCUCGUCCACUUCUUCUCCCUCUCUCUUGUUUUAAGGAUACUUUUUGGAUAUACUGACCGACGCCCAUAUAUGGACAUCACUGUUUCUUGAUUUGACAGAGCUCUGCUGAGUGUGUGUGUGUGUGUUUGAGUGUGUGUGUGUGUGUGUGUGUGUGUGUGUGUGUGUGUGUGUGUGUGUGUGUGAGCCAUGCUGCGUGUGUUUAUCCUGUGUGCAGAGCGUCUGCAUACGCCGGACGAUGACAUCAGUGAUGCCUACUGCAGCGUCAAAUAUGAAGGGUCUAAGAAGAAGACAAAGGUCGUCAAGAACAACCCUAACCCCGUUUGGAACGAGGGUUUUGAAUGGGAUCUGAAGGGGACUCCUCUGGACUCUGGAGCAGAGCUGCACUGUGUCGUCAAAGAUCAUGAGAAGAUGGGGAGAAACAGGUUUCUGGGGGAGACUCACCUGGCUCUAAGAGACGUUCUUAACUCUCCAAACUUUGCCGCCACCUUCACCGUCUCCCUGCUGGACACCAAGAGGAACAACACCGGGGCGACGUUGACCCUGCAGGUUUCGUACCUCCCUCCUCCAGGAGCGGCUCCUUCAUAUCAUCCGCCCCCCCACCCUGAGCAUCUGCCGCACAGCAACCCCGGGGUGGAGAUGGACACCGUCACAAUGAUUUCUCUGGACACUUUGGGGGACGAGGACACGGAGAGCAUGAUAAUGGUGGAUCCUCCGGAGGACCAAGGAGGAGACGACGGGCGCUCCAUGGUCAUCGUGGGUCCUCAGGGGUCGGGCCGCGAGUCGCCCGCCGCUCAGACCCCAAAACGCUCCCCGCCGUCUUAUAACACCCAGGGGGGUCUGAGGAAGAGGAGGAGGGGCAACAGCAGCCACAACAAACCCCUGCCCAACAAACCUCAGGAUCUGCAGGUCCGUGUGCGCGUCAUCGAGGGACGACAGCUGCCGGGCAUCCACAUCAAACCUGUUGUUAAGGUUACGGUUGCCGGGCAGAACAAGAGGACUCGCAUCAGAAAGGGAAACAACCCGGUCUUUGACGAGACGUUCUUCAUGAACUUCUACGAGACUCCUUCAGAUCUGUUUGACGAGCCGAUCUUCAUCACUGUGUGUGACUCUCGCUCUCUCAGAACUGAUGCUGUGAUCGGGGAAUUCAAGUCUCAGACCCGUACGCCAUCGUCUCGUUCCUCCAUCAGUCUCAGAAAACGGUGACGGUGAGAAACACCCUGAACCCCACCUGGGAUCAGACGCUCAUCUUCUACGAGGUGGAGAUAUUCGGAGACCCUGAAGGCACCAUCUCGUCUCCGCCCAACGUGGUGGUGGAGCUCUACGACCAGGACACAUACGGUGCAGAUGAGUUCAUGGGCCGAUGUGUGUGUCCUCCCUCUCUCUCCUCCUCUCCUCGUCUCACCUGGUUUCCGAUCACUCGAGGAGCAAAGAGUGCCGGAGAGCUGCUGGCCGCCUUCCAGCUCAUACGCAGAGAAAAGCCAGCAGUUCAUCAUAUCCCCGGUGUAGAGGGAGACUUCAUGACGUCCAACCACAUUCUAGACGAGUUGAUGUUUCCAGGAUUCCUCUCUGAGCACCUGCAGCAAGCGGAGGACGAGUCGGACCUUCCUCACCCUCCUCAUCAAAGAGAGCCCAACGUCUUCGUGGUUCCUCAGGGAAUCAAACCGGUUCUGCAGAGAACCGCCAUCGAGAUCUUAGCGUGGGGGGUGCGUAACCUGAAGAGCUUCCAGCUGGCCAGCAUCUCCUCUCCCAGCCUGCAGGUGGAGUGCGGAGGCGUCUCCGUGCAGAGCUGCGUCAUCCGGAGCAUGAAGAAGAAACCCAACUUCGACCUGAACACACUCAUCCUGGACGUGAGGCUUCCCUGUGAGGAGCUCUACAUGCCGCCCAUCGUUAUCAAAGUGAUCGAUAACCGUCAGUUUGGGAGGAAGCCGGUGGUCGGGCAGUGCACCAUCCGCUCUCUGGAGGACUAUCGCUGCAGCCUGGAGGAGGAGGAGGAGGAGGAAGAGGAGGAGGAAGAGGAGGGGUGGAGACGCCAAACGCCACAGUUUUCUGGGGAUGUUUUCAUUGACAUCGAUGACCAGGAGCCACUCGUACCUGAACAGGCGGAGGAGUUCAUGGACUGGUGGUGUAAAUUCUACGCUUCGACCGGAGAGAAGAACAAGUACGGGACGUACCUGGAGAAAGGCUUCGACACGCUGAAGGUGUACGACAGGGAGCUGGAGAAGGUGGAGAGCUUUGGGGGUCUGUCAGAUUUCUGUCAGACAUUUAAACUUCAGAGAGGAAAGACUCAGGACGAAGGAGAAGACCCUUCAGUGGUGGGAGAGUUCAAGGGCAUGUUUAAGAUCUACCCGCUGCCAGACGACCCCUCGACCCCUCCGCCCCCCCGACAGUUCAGGAAACUUCCUCCCAACGGCAACGAGGAGUGCGUGGUGCGAGUCUACGUCAUCCAGGCUCAAGGGCUGCAGCCCAAAGACACCAACGGGAAGUGUGACCCCUACGUGAAGAUCACUCUGGGGAAAAAUACCAUCAACGACCACGAGAACUACAUCCCCUGCACGCUGGACCCAGUUUUUGGGAAGAUGUUCGAGAUCUCCUGCUCCCUCCCUCUGGAUAAAGACCUGAAAGUGAUGCUGUACGACCACGACAUGCUGAGCAAAGACGAGAAGAUCGGAGAGACGCUGAUCGACCUGGAGAACCGCUUCCUGUCCAGACACGGAGCCGCAUGUGGUCUGCCGCAGUCCUACAGCCUGUCGGGGGUGAACCAGUGGAGGCACCAGCUGACCCCCCGGCAGCUGCUGCUCAGAGUGUGUGAGCGCAGGAACCUGAAGAGGCCGAUCUACCAGGAGGACGUGGUGGUCUUCAGAGGAAUCAGAUACUCCGCUGCAGACCUGGAGGAGAAGAACGUGUCCAAGCGUCACCUCGGUCCUCUGAAGGAGCGUCUGUCUCUCCACAUCCUGAGGAAGCUGGGACUGGUUCCUGAACACGUGGAGAGCCGAGCGUUAUACAGUCCUCUACAGCCAGAGAUAGAGCAGGGUCGUCUGAUGAUGUGGGUCGAUCUGUUCCCAAAAUCCAUGGGACCCACUGGAGCUCCGUUCAACAUCACACCACGCAAAGCCAAGAAGUUUUUCCUGCGCUGCAUCAUCUGGAACACCAGCGACGUUAUCCUGGAUGAUAUCAGCCUCAGCGGGGAGAAGAUGAGUGACAUCUACGUUAAAAGCUGGAUGGACGGUCACGAACACAACAAACAGAAGACAGACGUCCAUUAUCGCUCUCUGGGAGGAGAGGGAAACUUCAACUUCAGAUUCCUGUUCCCUUUCCACUUCCUGCCGGCAGAGCAGCUGUGUGUGAUCGACAGGAAGGAACAUUUCUGGAGUCUGGAUAAAGCCGAGACUAAAGUGGCUCCGAAACUCACCGUCCAGAUCUGGGACAACGACAAGUUCUCCUUCGACGACUACCUCG
This is a messenger RNA of Gymnodraco acuticeps, 3458 nucleotides long. It is a transcript of the gene dysf, whose product is annotated as dysferlin, limb girdle muscular dystrophy 2B (autosomal recessive). The record is from RefSeq and is a predicted model, not a curated record. Gene Ontology annotation, molecular function: calcium-dependent phospholipid binding; calcium ion binding. Lineage: Eukaryota; Metazoa; Chordata; Actinopteri; Perciformes; Bathydraconidae. Gene Ontology annotation, cellular component: cytoplasmic vesicle; membrane; T-tubule. Gene Ontology annotation, biological process: T-tubule organization; vesicle fusion; macrophage activation involved in immune response.